AUGAACGGUCUCGAUCUGUCUCGACCCAUGGUCGACUACAACAAGAUGAACGGAAGCAGCGACGAAGGCGAGUCGACGUCGGGUACGCCGGCCGGCGGAGGCACGGGGGGGACUGGCGAAAACCAGGAUAUGGAAGAAAACGGUUCGAUCCGUGGCGGUAGCAACAACUCCGCCUACAAUCUGGUGUACAGGGACCUGAAGGCUCUUCACGUGACCAACGUGCACGACGUGUCCCAGGACUACAACUCGCAGUCGAGGCCGGCUUAUCAACGCAGUUACUCGCCCGCUAUGGACAAGCAGCAGCAGAAUUACGAGAAGGAGCAACACAGACCACCUUCGUCCAGGGACGAGGAGAAAUCAUCGUGGGACUACGGCGAGAAGGCUGACAGAAAGGAGUACUCGAGGUCGCGGGACGUCGUCUACAGGAGCGAAGCUUACCAGGACGCGACGAAGCAGGAACAGAAGGAGCAAUCUAACCGCGAGUGGGUAUCACCGGUGCCGGAAGUCGAGGUGGGAGGCUCGGCACCGGGCGGCCCUCAGGUUCGAGCGCGGAAGGACAUUCCACGGGGCGCGAGAUUCGGUCCUUACCUUGGCAAAUGGGCCAGCGAGCCUUUCAACCCCCGCUACGCGUGGGAGGUUCGUACCGCUGGAAGUGGAGUGAGGGGGUGGUUGGACGCAUCCCACGAAACAAAUAAUUGGUUGAAGUAUGUUCGAAGCACUAGCAGUCCGCACGCCGUUAAUAUGCGACACGUGCUUAUUGGUGGACAGAUGGUGUACGAGGCGGUCCGGGACAUAGCGGCUGGUGAAGAGCUGCUUCUCGGUGUUCGAGAACCUCUUCAGCUUCAGGACAUGCUCGGUGAAAAUACUACCGAGGACCGAAGCGACCGAGAGACCGCCUCUCAACACAGUGGUACCGUAGACGAGGACAAGGAGGACGAGGAGGAGGGUGAGACCAGAUGCCCCGUCUGCGACAAGCCGUUCCAAGAUAUCGAACUAUUGGAUAGCCACCUGGUCACCUGUCACAAGUAUCCAGCGGAACAUCAUCGUUGCGACAGCUGUCCACGAGCGUACGCCUGGCGACCACUGCUGGUUCGUCACCGUGCCAUCGUUCACGGUGAUCUACGCAACUACCCCUGCGAGAAUUGUCCAAAGUCGGACAAAUCGCAGGUCUUCACGGACCCGUCGAACCUCCAGCGUCACAUCCGGACACAUCACGUGGGCGCGAGGAGUCACGCGUGCACCGAGUGCGGGAAGACGUUCGCGACCAGCUCCGGUCUCAAGCAGCACACUCACAUCCACAGCAGCGUGAAACCGUUCCAGUGCGAGGUGUGCUUCAAGUCGUACACGCAGUUCUCCAAUCUAUGCCGACACAAACGCAUGCACGCGGACUGUCGCAUGCAGAUCAAGUGCGGUAAAUGCGGACAGUCGUUUAGCACGGUCACCUCGUUGUCGAAGCACAAGCGAUUCUGCGACUCUACCCCGUCGACCGGUCCACCUGGCACCAUGCCGCAAUUGCCAACCCCGGCGCCUAGUCCUUUCCUCGUCUAUCCCAGACCUCCCGUCAGUCUCCCGGGAGGAUUGCCCUUCUAUCCGCCCAGUCUGAUGGGACCUUACCCAGGAAUCUUUCCGAAUGCUCCGAAUUUCUUGAACACGCCUCUCCUCUUCCCGCCGAAAGUCGAGGAAGCCGAGAAGAGGAGCGACAGUCCGAAGAAGGAACGAUUCACUCCGCCGAGAGUGCUGCCGCAGCACAGUAAAGUCUCUCCAUCCACCGCCGAGGAGGCUACGUCCUCGUUCAGACCAUCCCCUGCUAGACCACCCAUCCAACCCACUCCGGAGAGCGACGACCAUCCUGCCAGGAAACGCAAGAGGAGCAGGAGCAACGAGAAGAAAGUGGACUCGGAGCACGUUCCAUCGACCACGAACGAAGAGACGACGGAUCAACCCCUGGAUCUGAGAGUGCAAACGAAGAGGCAAAGGACAAACUCGAACACCGCCGAGAGAAAGAGUCGCAGCCCGUCGCCGACACCAGCGCCGAUAGAGGAAGACCCACCGCCUCCGGAUCCUCCGAAACCAGAGGAAGAGACCCCGUUGUCCAUGGAGAUGGAUUCCAAGGACGUGCCCAAUAGUCCACAGCUGAGAAACAGUCUAUCCACCGAGCAACCGCCUACCAACACUCCACCGCACAUGGCGUACCCUAGACCGAUCCACCCUAUGUUUCUAGAAGCCAUGUAUCGCGGUCCAACCAGUUCCUUCCCGGGAUUCCCAGGUGGCCCACCACCUCCCGGAAGCGCGACCCCGGAAUCCAGACUGUUACCGCCGUUACCACCGUUCGGGCCACCGCGAGGACUACCUUUUUUAGGGACUCUGAUGAACGGGCUCAGCGGUGCUAGGCCAGGAGGCGGUGGAUUCGAUCUGCUCGCCAGGCCGCCGUUGGGACCGUUCCCCGGCGUGAAACCGUUCCAAGAGGCCGUGAUUGCGUCGCAUCAUCAUCACCAUCAUCAUCACGCUCACGGCAAGAUGAAGGAUCGGUACUCCUGCAAGUUCUGCGGCAAGGUGUUCCCCAGAUCGGCCAAUCUGACCAGACACCUGCGCACGCAUACCGGGGAACAACCGUACAAGUGCAAGUACUGCGAACGAUCCUUCAGCAUCUCCAGCAACCUGCAGCGACACGUGAGGAACAUCCACGACAAGCAAAGACCGUUCAAGUGUCCUCUCUGCGAGAGGUGCUUCGGUCAGCAGACGAAUCUGGACAGACACCUGAAGAAGCACGAAGCCGAUGAUGGCAGUGGCGUUGUCUCCGUGGCGGAUUCUCCUGGCAGCAGCAACGAAAACGAACGGGAGGAUACGUACUUCGACGAGAUCAGGUCGUUCAUGGGAAAAGUGACCUACGGUGGCGAAGCUGGCUACGGAUUGCCGCCUCAUCCGGCCUAUUUGCCCAGUCGACUUCACGAGAUGCACGAGUCCAAGCUGGAAACCGAGUACGACGAGGACGAGGACAGCGAGGAGGGUGCCUCUCCGUUGGACGACGCGGAUGGCCUGUCGCCAGCAGAGACCAAGGAGUCCACCCCGCCGCCGCAAUACGAUCUCAAGCUGAGAGAGAAGCAGGAACUGCUCAACAACAACACGGCCGAGCCUGUCAUCGAGAUUUCCACAUAG
This is a messenger RNA of Eufriesea mexicana, 3156 nucleotides long. Its product is annotated as PR domain zinc finger protein 16. The coding region runs from base 1 to 3156 and encodes 1051 amino acids. NCBI's taxonomy places the organism in Eukaryota, Metazoa, Arthropoda, Insecta, Hymenoptera, Apidae. The transcript has 8 exons. Gene Ontology annotation, molecular function: protein binding. Gene Ontology annotation, cellular component: nucleus. The record is from RefSeq and is a predicted model, not a curated record. Gene Ontology annotation, biological process: regulation of gene expression.